GUGGAGAAUGGGGAUGUGAACUGGAUCGUCCCAGACAAGUUCCUGGCCUUUGCUGGGCCGAGCCCGACCUCCACAGAUGCUGAUGGGUUUCCCGCCUUCACACCAGAGGACUACGUGCCCAUCUUCCGGGAUGCUGGCAUUGGUCUGGUCGUGCGGCUCAACAAGAAGCA
Messenger RNA from Symbiodinium pilosum, 170 nucleotides. NCBI's taxonomy places the organism in Eukaryota, Dinophyceae, Suessiales, Symbiodiniaceae. The record is from the annotation of a GenBank genome assembly.